UCAGCAUCCCUUGCUCCACUUGCCCUGCUCCCAGGGACACGGGCUGAGCUCCCCAGCAUCCUCCCGCUGGGGCAGCACGAUGGAGGUGGUCCUGUUCCACGGGCUGCUGCUCCUCCUCCCCUUGGCAGCCCUGCUGCUUUACCGGUACAAUGCCACCUUCCACUACUUCUGCAAGGUGGCCUUCUUCAACUGCUGGAUUGUGGUCAUGGCCACCCUCCUGUCCCCCUUUGCGGCUCUUCGGGGACGCUCCGUGGAGAAUAUGAAGCUUCUGCGUGCCGCGAUCCUACCCCUCAAACGCUUCUAUGGCAUCAAGAUGCAGGUGUGGGGCUCUGAGCAUCUGAACAUCAAGGAGCCUUAUGUCAUAGUUUGCAACCACCAAGCUUCUCUUGACCUCAUGGGCAUGGUGGAGGUCAUUCCUGACCGCUGUGUGCCCAUCGCCAAGAAGGAGAUCAUGUACAUGGGCACCGUGGGGUGGGCCUGCUGGCUCAGUGGCAUCAUCUUCAUCGACCGCCACAAAAGAGAAGAUGCAAUCAAUGUCAUCUCCCAGACGGCCAGGAUCAUGCGGCGUGAAAAUCUCCGAGUGUUGAUUUUCCCUGAAGGCACCAGGAACCAGGACAAAUCCAUGCUGCCCUUCAAGCGUGGGGCUUUCCACUUGGCUGUUCAGGCUCAGGUUCCCAUUUUCCCCAUCGUGAUCUCCCCGUACUGGGACUUCUUCAGCUCCAAGGAUAAGAAAUUCACCUCCGGGACGUGCACCAUCCGAAUCCUCCCCAAGGUAGAAACCCAGGGCCUGAGCCCAAAGGAUGUCCCCGAACUGACAGAGACUGUCCGCCAGGCCAUGGCUGAUGCCCUCGCUGAGAUGUCUGCAAAUCGCUGUGGGGACCAGCAUGCUGAGCAGCCUCCGCUCCCACGCUGUGCUGGGGCCGGUGCUGGCAGGGGGAUGGGCAGCCUGCAGUGUGAGGAAGACACAACCGGGACCAGCAAUUAGGCAGAGGGACCGAGCCGCUGGGGAUGUAAGGGAGGUGGCACAGCCAGAGGCUGGGCCGUGCUGUCCCCUCGUCCCCUGCGGAUGUGUCCCCAGACCUGCCACCACCCCAGCAGCCUGCGAGAGCAGGACGGUGCCCUGGUGCAAGGGGAAGCAGAGCAGUGCAGGGACCCGUCAGCACCCUGAAAACAGUGCAAGGUGUCCCCAGAACCCUCUUACUGUGACUGUGCAUCCCCUCCCCAGGGCAUUACCUGUCUCCCCGAAUCCUGGCGCUGUGUCUGGCCCUGGGUAGGAAGCCGCGUCUGCCUGGAUGGCUCCCGCCUGCACACUGGGUAGGGGGAAGAGAUGUGCCAGGCAGGGCUGGGGGUUCGCUGCACCAUUUUCCGCCCCUGACGGUAUGAAUUGCAGUGGAGUUCACCCGUGGGCUUGCUGGGUUGCUUCUUCCAGAGGCUCCUGCAAGCUGGCAAUGCUGUUCAGAUGCAGCAAGCUCUGGGGAGGGGUCCAGAGCACGGCGUGUGGCUUGGAGGGGGGCAGGAGGAUAUUGCCACGUGGGAAGAGCAUACUUGAUGCUGAACUAUGAGACAA
Messenger RNA from Harpia harpyja (harpy eagle), 1567 nucleotides. Its product is annotated as 1-acyl-sn-glycerol-3-phosphate acyltransferase alpha-like. The record is from RefSeq and is a predicted model, not a curated record. The transcript has 6 exons. Gene Ontology annotation, biological process: phosphatidic acid biosynthetic process. Gene Ontology annotation, molecular function: 1-acylglycerol-3-phosphate O-acyltransferase activity. Gene Ontology annotation, cellular component: membrane; endoplasmic reticulum. Lineage: Eukaryota; Metazoa; Chordata; Aves; Accipitriformes; Accipitridae. The coding region runs from base 80 to 985 and encodes 301 amino acids.